AGACAAGGCCCCGGCUGCUCCGACGCGACCGCGCUUCCGCCUCACCUCCUCACGCAACAAGCGGGGUGAUGCAGGGCGCGAAAAUGCAGGCGCGGGAAUGGCAGUGUUGCAGAGCGGGCGAGGGUGGGGCACAAAUAACUGUGCAGUGAUUACGGGGCGGGUGAUCCGUGCUGUACACCCACGCGCCUCGCCCAACCCUGCAUCCCUCUCCGAUGCCCCUUCCCUUAGCGCCCGCCCCUGUGCCCCAGGUCGUGCCGGCGUGACUGUGCCCCGGAUGUUGUAGGUAGGUAGGUAGGGGUGCCCGGUGCCCGCGUGCCCCAGUGCCCGCCGAGACGCCGCGACAGACGGAGGCUCCUACCACCUUUCGAGGCCGCGACCCUUGACUGAGAACCCGCAGACGGAGGCCAACGAAUCGCGUCGAACGUCUUGCUCGCGUGAUCACCUUCCACUCUUCUUUCGUGACGGAUCGACAGCACUGGAGCACAACGGUCUCAAUUCGGACGAUUGGCAGUUUGUUCAUCAUCUCAAAGAAAGUUUAUGCUUUUUUCGAAGACGCAAAGAAAAGGGAGGGCUGUCUGUGAGGCGAGUGCUGGCGUGAGUUUUAAGCGCACUGUGUUUAGGUCGUUAAGUUUCGCCGCAGUAAAACGAGAGAUAUAUUGUCUUAGAACACAACUCUUUUAAAAGCCACAGCUCUAGGCGAGAGGAAAUUAAAGAAAAGAGAAGCUAGUAAGUGCCUUUCUUACUCAACCUGAAAGUGAGGAGAGAAAGAGAGAGAGAAAAAAGUGAAAAAAGAAAAUACUUAUGAUUGUGUUUUCUGUCACUUUCUGAAAGGAGAUCCUGUGACCAAACGCAUAGGAUUAACAUGCAAGAGUGAAGACAUCCUCUGUGUGAUGAAAUGGUUACUUUAAGGAUGACGACGACUGGGGGGAUGUUGGCAACGGUGGCGGUGGCGUUGGCGGCGCUGCUGCCUCUUGCGUCGUCGCAGGAGGCUAUGAUGUGCCCGACGUGGGAGGAGAAUCCGUGGUGCCCUUGCUACAACAAUGACUACGGCAUCUUCAUGGAAUGCCCGAUGGUGUCCUUGGAUAUGGUGUCAAAGGUGCUCGGCCUCGUCACCAAUCCCAUCCACUCCCUGAGCAUCUACGACCUCGACCCUAACGUCACGACGCUGCCCUCGGAAGUGUUCAGCCAGAGCGCCGGGGUCUCGCAGCUCCAGAUCUCGCACUCGAACCUGCAGAGCCUCGCUGAUGGGAGCUUCGAGGGUCUGGAAGGGAGUCUGGAGAAGCUCACCAUCAAGCACUGCAAGCUCAACUCAAUCCCGCAAGCUCCCAUCUUCCAGCUCGGCCGCCUCACGAACCUGGACUUCGAGAACAACAACAUCACCGAGAUCCCCAGUUUCGCCUUUUCGAAACUCACCCUCGUCAGCCUCAACCUGAAGGACAACAGGAUCAACUUGGUGUCGGAUUAUGCCUUCGACGGCCUCAAGGAAUCUCUCGAGGUGAUAAAUUUCAAUGGAAAUAAUCUGUCGCAACUACCACUGUCCUCGCUUCGAAAGCUCACUUCCCUAAAAAACCUGCAAGUAGCCUUUAACCGCAUUCCUGACGUUCACCUGGAUGAGCACAAUGGCCUCCCGACUCUUCAGUACCUGGACAUGAGCAGCAACAGGAUCAGGAAGAUCAAGAGCUCCAGUUUGUCUGGAUUGCCAGAGCUCGUGUCCCUCUCCCUCUACAUGAACUCCAUCAACAGUGUCGCGAGGGAUGCUUUCAGUGCGAACCCGCUUCUGGAGACGCUCUUCUUUAGCCACAACAACAUCCGCCACCUCGCGCGGGAGACCUUCAAGUACACGCCCAAGAUAAAGACCAUUGAUCUCGGAAACAACAACAUGCAGUCUAUUCUUGGCGGCCUCUUCUGCAACCUUCCCGAGCUUGAGGAACUCGUGCUUGCCAACAACAAUAUCAGAGAGCUCGCAGAUAAGACCUUCGCUAACUCUACGAAAAUAAAGGUUCUGAACCUGGAACACAAUGCCAUCAGGUUUAUAGAAUUGGAAACCUUCAGAGAGAUGAUCGGUCUGGAGACUUUGCUUCUGAGCCAUAAUAACGUCCAGGAACUUUAUCCUCGAUUGUUUAUAUCAAACAUCAAUCUUCAAACUCUAAAACUCGACAACAACAAUAUUCAUCAUCUUGAUGAGUCUCUCUUCAAGAACACAGCGAGAAUGACCAAACUCUUCCUUGAGAACAACAGAAUAGCAAAGAUCGAGAGGGGACUCUUUUCGCUGAAUUCGUACCUCCAAGAGCUCCACCUGGACAACAAUGACAUCGAAGUCAUUGCGGCUGGAGCCUUUGCUAAACUCCGAAAGCUGGAGCACCUAAGCCUCCAAGACAACGAGAUCCUUGCUCUCCCCGACGCCCUUCCCGACAAGACGAGCUCCCUUCGAUACCUUCGUCUGAGCGGCAACAACCUCAACACCCUCAACGACCAUUCGCUCAAGGGACAAGACCAGCUGGACGUGCUUUGGCUCGACCGCAACAACAUCUCCGCUCUCGUCGAGGGCGUGUUCAAGGAUUCCGCUCUCCUUCGACAGCUCCAUCUGCAAGAGAACCAGAUAUCGUACAUUCAGGAGCAGGUGUUCAUGAACAUGACAGAACUGCGAAAGUUGUACCUGUCGUACAAUCUUCUUGAAACAAUAAACGAACGCAUGCUGUUUGGCCUGUCUGCCUUAAAUGAGCUGCACUUGGACAACAACAUGAUAAGGGAAAUCGCUCCUAACUCUUUCCAUAACAUGAGUAACCUAGAGAAAUUAAAUCUGUCGGGCAACAUGUUAACUUCAAUAGAAAAGAGUUUGUUCAAGACUGAACUUCGCAUAACACAUUUGAUAAUUGAUAAUGCACAGGUGAGCGAAAUUGAAGAUGGAGCCUUCGACGCUUUGACUUACCUUGACACACUGAGCUUGAGGGGUAACGAUCUCUAUGAACUUAAUGGAGGAUACCUCAAACUUAGCCAACUCAGAAAUCUUGACCUGAGCAAUAACAACUUCCAGGCCGUCGGUUCAUCGGCCCUGAUUGACCUUCCUUUCCUUGAAACCCUUGACCUGAGUGAAUGCUCUAUCGAGGCAGUGCCAAAGAACUUCUUCGACAACAGCAAAACCCUGAGGUCUCUGAGCCUGCGUGGGAACAAUUUAACACACCUGGAGCCUCUUGUGUUUAGGAGCCUUUUCGACCUCCUCAGACUGGACAUUUCUUAUAACGCUCUCGACGGCCAAAGCUGCAGGUCACUGCUGCCGAUUAAGGAGCUUGAGCAGCUCUCCAUAAGCGGAAACCCCAUUAAGCAUCUCUGCCCCUCCUUGGGACUUUUGCACGAGAUGAAGGAGCUCUACGCCUCCGACAUUCAGAUGACGGAUCUGAAGGUAUCCACGAUGGAAAGUCUGCGGCACAUCGAAGUCCUCGACAUCUCCGACAACCACCUCACCCACCUACCCAUCGGCAGCUUGCAGGACUCGUCCCUCCGACGCCUCAACCUGGCAGGUAACAAACUCAAGCAGAUCCCAGACACACUCUUCGUCGACGGCGUCUCGUCCCUCGAGCUCCUCAACAUCUCCAACAACCCUCUGGACAGACUCGUCAACAAGCAAGUCGGGAAGCGCCUGGUGCUGGACUUCCUCGAAGAACUGGUCGCGACGGGGACCAAGCUGAAGGAGCUGGCGAGCCACGAGCUGCUGCACAUGCCCUCUCUCCGCUCCCUCAACCUGGCCAACGAACCAUCAUCAGCAACAUCGCGCCCGGGGACCUUCAGACGCUCAACCAGCUCUCUCAGCUCAACCUCGGCUACAACCUUCUGCAGACGAUGCCCCGAGAGAGGCUGCGGGGUCUUGGACGUCUCGGGGAACAUGCUCACUGAGAUCGAGGAGCACGUCUUCAGGCACACGGAGAGCCUCGAGAAGAUCUACCUCGGGGAUACCUGGAUAACGUCUAUUCACCCUCGAGCCUUGGAGCCCCUGGAUCGCGCCAGGCAUCUGGAUUUGAAUCACAACAACUUGGAGGUUCUUCAGCCUUUCGUCCUGCAUCCUAUCGAGAGGACUUUGGAGACCAUUAAGCUUACGGGCAACCCUCUCGUAUGCAACUGCGACACCCUGGACUUGUGGAUAUGGCUCCAGAACCACCCGGGGCAGGUCGAAUCCCCACACCUCAUCGUCUGCGAAAUGCCCGAGACUUUGCGAGGCCAUUCGUUCCUCACUCUCUCGGCGUCCGUGUUUUGCCCUCAGCCUCUAAUCCUCAACAUGGACAUCCAGGACACGCAGAGCCAGGCGCUGCUGGUGUCCUGGCAGGCGGCCAACACCUCCGCUGUGUAUGGAUUCAGGGUGUCUUACAAAGCAAUAGGAGACGACAAGGCACCUCAGGAUGUCAUAACUUCCCCAACCCUCGGCCUAGGAUCCCGGGAAUACCUCCUAGAAGACCUGGAACCUAGUACCGAGUACCAGGUGUGCGUGCAUGGGAUGGCCAAGUCCCUGGGACUCGUCCACCCUCACACUGUGGGCCCGACGGCUGAAAGUCUGCGAGAUCACGACGAGGGCUCCCGCUGCAUCCGCGGCCGCACCAUGUGGCCGGCGUCGGCCAUCGUGGCGGUGGAGCGCGUGGGCACGGUGCUCGGCGCGCUGAUCGCCACGGCGGUGCUGGUGGGCAUCUUCGUGAUGUUCGUGCGGUACCGCGUGUGCCGCCGCCCCAGCGAGAAGGGCGCGGUGGGCCACGGCGUGAAGCCCAACGGCGCCCCGCCAGACUACUACAGCCACCACCACCACUUCCCGAAGGUGCACCGCGACGACGAGUUCGCCUGCUAGGGCGGCCUCGAGGGGCGUCGGGCGAUGAGUCCCUAGGGAAUGUGAUGAGCGGCGGCCAAGGAUGAGAUGAGUGAAGGUAACUAGUGAGUCAGUAUAGCCAAUCAGUGACAGUGUUGGGCGUGGCGAGGAACUGUCGAUAA
Messenger RNA from Penaeus vannamei (Pacific white shrimp), 4968 nucleotides. The record is from RefSeq and is a predicted model, not a curated record. Lineage: Eukaryota; Metazoa; Arthropoda; Malacostraca; Decapoda; Penaeidae.